Molecule: messenger RNA, 756 nt
Organism: Spodoptera exigua (beet armyworm)
Lineage: Eukaryota; Metazoa; Arthropoda; Insecta; Lepidoptera; Noctuidae
Source: the annotation of a GenBank genome assembly
AUGAUCGACGUGAAACACUUGAAAGAAUAUAAACUAGACAAAGAAAAAUAUAAGUUUGAGGAACUGGAUAAGAUGGCGGAACGUGAAAAUUUAAAAGUAUCUAAAUUAAGAGCCAAGAUCGUCAAACAACCGUACGAGGCUAAUCUUCACACAAUUUCUGUGAAGGGCAAUAAUAAUAAGACCAAGUUGACCACGUCUCCGGAACCGCGACUUAUAACCAAAACUAGUAAAAGGCAAAUUGAACCAGAAAACGAUGAGGAUUACGACUACGAUGAAUUAGUGAAUGAAUAUAAUGAAGAAGCGAUCAACGAAUCUCGGUCCAGCAAUGCGUAUCACAUAAGUAAAGCAGUAACAUCUAUAUCGCAAUAUGGAAUUUGGGACGACUUCAUGACACUAUUUUCGUUCAGAAGUACAGACGCUACAAACUGCUCUUAUGAGGAAGGGAUUGGGUUGAUAGCAGUGAAAUGCUUGAUAGAAGACUAUGUUAACCACCGUCAGACAUUGAGAGAAGUGAUGGGCCGGCUUUGGAGAAUCUUCUUAAUAUGGUUCCUCGUGUACUUGGCUGUUGCUAUACCUUUGUGGUGCACUAGAGGUAAAUAUUACCAAAAUAAUUAUUUCAUAACAUCAUCAUCAUCAUCAUCAUCAUCAUCAGCCCUUUUCAGUCCACUGCUGGACAUAGGCCUCUCCUAUUGCACGCCACUGGGAUCGAUCUUCGGCCACUCGCAUCCAGCUCCUGCCAGCCAUCUUAUAACAUAA